Messenger RNA from Zophobas morio, 3387 nucleotides. Its product is annotated as sulfotransferase 1E1-like. The transcript has 6 exons. The coding region runs from base 2281 to 3366 and encodes 361 amino acids. The record is from RefSeq and is a predicted model, not a curated record. Gene Ontology annotation, molecular function: sulfotransferase activity. Gene Ontology annotation, cellular component: cytoplasm. Gene Ontology annotation, biological process: sulfation. NCBI's taxonomy places the organism in Eukaryota, Metazoa, Arthropoda, Insecta, Coleoptera, Tenebrionidae.
UUUACCAAAAUCAGUCUUAAUCUGAACACGAUAUUAUGAAUUCUACCGUACUUUCACGGUCUUUUUCCAGAGUGGUUCAACGAUAGAUUGAUUCAACUGCCGUAAAUGAACUAUUAGCAAUCUUGUGUGAGGAAUUAAAAUGUGUUAUAAUGUAACACUUAAGUAUAAGAUGUGUCCUGACUAAUAAAUUUCAUGAAAUCUAGCAAGCGCCAUAUCUAAGCCAACUCCUGACUGUUAAAUUGUGUUAGAACCAGUUAACGAUUAAAAUCCUAACAUGAACUGUGAAUUUACAAACGGUGAAUCAAAUUUAGACCACAUGUUAGCGCAAGAAUUAGCUACGCGUGUUGGGGAAACUGUGGCGUCGUCGUCGUUACGAUUAAUUUUUGUUAAACAAAGGUUUUCUCUUUUUAUUAACUACGAAAACCAGCUAAACUUAACCUAGCUAACUCACCACGUGGUUACUCUCAUAACGAAUACACCAAGAGUGACCGCCACCGAACAGAAUGACUCAUCUACCAAGCCAGCCAACUUCUACCAACUCUCUCAAUAAAAUUCCCUAGUAGAACUACUAUCUACCAGGAAAAAACUAAACAUGCACCUGGUUGCCUAUGUUUAACGAUUUUCUUGAUUGAUUUUUUUUUUUCUAAUUCAAAUUCGGUCACCACAAUGUGCAAAAUAUGGUGAGUUUUUACUUGGGAUUUAUCAUAGCAUUCACAUUUUUUAGAUUUGCUUAUACAGGUGGCUCAAAAUAAUUUUGAGGUUCUAGGUAUUCCUGUUUGGAAAAAAUUUGAAAGUGCUUUGGGGUCUCAAGUGUCUUUUCUUAAUAACAGCUUGUUCUGUCGUCUCUGAUAUUUAUUAAGACAGGCACAUCCCUGUAACCAGAGUCAUCUUCCCAUUACAUAGAGACAUGUUCUAAAUUUUUUAGUACCAGUUUGGAAGUAAGUUUCGUUUCGUUGUUUAUUCUGCUGAACAAGACACUUUCAUCGUUAUGUGUUGUUAUCGCAAUGGGACUUCGUAAACGAAGAGUGUGUGUAUUCCGUAACCGCUUGUAAGCAAGAAAAUCUGGCCAAAUACCGUGAUUUAAUAAUUCAAGAAACAUCGUUAAAGGCACAUUAGAGAUGUAAUCGACAGAUUUGUUCAAACUGGCAGUAUCUCGUGGAAGACUUCAUCUGAGGAAAUUGUUGAUGAUUUUUCAACAUUCACUGUGAUGUUUAACCGCAAUAAAUUUGUGUCUUUUUAUCGUAAUGAAUUAGUUUUAUUUUUUAAAAACAUGAAGCGUUUAGGCAACCAGUUAUACACAGGUGUGAUCUUUGCCAUGCGGUUAGUAUAGAUCUCCGUAAUUAAAUCUGAGAGGCGGCACGUUUACAUGACCUACUGCGACCCGAUAAUCAUUUAUAGAAACCCUGUAUCGUCAUUUUUGAUACUUUUUCUUGUUCUUCUAAAGCUUCUUGGGCAAUAGUUUCAUCAUCCGUAAUUUCGCAGCCGAAGUCACUUUUGUCACAAGACAACCACUCCACGUGUCCGGGCCGAAAUGUUUUUCCAAUUAAAAAACUCACAAGAAGCGUUCCACUAAUUCAUGACUUGCAGCCAGGCAGCCACCUGCACAAAGAGCUGCCGCCGAGUUUUUUUGCACUAUCGCUUCUCAUUCUUAUUUCCUUUUUUAUCGUCGAAUUAAGCAUAGCGCACAAGAUUGGAAUUUUCGUGUUUUAUACAUAAUUUAGCCUAAAUAAUCACGAAAGUAAAACGUUAACGCAAUAAUUAUUAGACUGACAAAGGAAUUUACUUUGACCCAAUACACAAUCAAUACAAUCAAAAGACAAAACUAUAUACCACGAAGCACCGAAGAAAGCGUCCUAAAUUUUCUGCAAACAAACGUCUAUUUUGUUGCUUUCUCCGGUGACAAUUCGUCGAGUACUUACUAAGUACCGAGCAAUGUUUUAUUCAACACCGUCAUUAUGUUAUCACUUGGCUUGAGUUUUUUCCGAAGUUUUAUAUUUCUAACAACUUUAUUGGUACGGAUAGUACCGACUAUUAAAAUUAUCACUCUUGCCUAAUUACGAAGCAAGCGUCCUCUUACUUUUUCUAGCUAUUGCAUUAGGUACCUGUCGUAAUUCCAAGCCAGUCGCGGCUACAUUUACAUGCAAUAGAGCACGUUUAUUUACACUUUCACUCAACGAAAAGCUCCCGGCAGCACGCAAACAAUAAAAAUAACGCAAUAAGCACGUGGCGAGUGGUGGUAUCGUCCGAUUCGUGAAACCACCAGCACCACUCCGUUCAAAGAUGGACGAAGAACUAGUCAAGGAUGCCUUCCAUAACAACAACGACGUAGAGUGGCUGAAAUUCCCGUUCCAAAUAAACGACCUGGAUGACAAAACCAACGAGGAACUACUGAACCACUUCACCGGGGAGCGCACUGGGUUCGUCCAAGUCGGCCCCAAAAAGUGGUUCUUCCCGAGCGGGUACAGGAAAAACGCGGAAAUUUACUACAACUUCCAGGCGCGCCCGUCGGAUGUGUGGGUCAUCACUUUUCCGAGAUCAGGUACCACAUGGACGCAAGAGCUUGUUUGGCUUUUAUCAAACAACCUGGACUACGAGCGGGCGUUCCAGACUCCGCUGGACGCGCGAUUCCCAUUUCUGGAGUUCAGUUCUUUCGUUCACCCUCUAGUCAAAGAAGAAUUCCUCCAGGAAAAUAGUCACUCUAGAGAAAAAAGUUUACUAGUUGAAGAAAUCGCGUCACCGGCUUGGAAAACCUUCAUGCAAUCGAGUGACCGCCGCUUCAUUAAAACCCACCUCCCGUUUUCCUUAUUACCCCCAAACUUACUAAAAGUGGGAUGCAAAGUGGUGUACCUGGCGCGAAACCCCAAAGAUGUCGCUGUAUCGUUCUACCACCUCAAUCGCUUGUUCAGAACUCAAGGAUAUACCGGAAAUUUCCCUCAGUACUGGCACUACUUCAAAAAUAACCUACAACCGUGGACGCCAUAUUGGUCCCACAUCCACGAAGGCUGGACCCGACGCCACGAAGACAACCUUCUUUUCAUGUUCUAUGAAGACAUGACCGCGGACUUGAACGCCUGCAUUUUACGACUGUCGCACUUCCUGGGGGUGAAGUACACCCAAACACAGUACCAAACACUCCAAGAACACCUAAAAAUCGACAAUUUUCGGAACAACAAGUCCGUGAAUUUGACGGGUUUGAAGGAGUUGGGGGUCAUACGAAGCGACGAAGAGGAUUUCGUAAGGAAGGGACGAAGCGGGGGCUGGAGGGACUAUUUCACGGGCGAACUAAACCAAGACGCGGACCAGUGGAUCCAACACAAUUUGAAAAACACGGACAUCAGGUUUCCAAAACUUGAAAAUUUUUAUUAAAAUGAUGUUUUAUAAAAACUA